GACUGGCGGAGCGCUUCCUUUCUGAGUGCUUCCGGUCCCGCAAUGCCUUUCAGAUUGCUCUCGUCGACCCGGUCGACGGGCGCUCCCUUGAUGUUGAGGAAUCGCUCGCGCUCUUGCAGUCUGACUUGACAGGCCGAGUGCAGAACGACUUCGAAUUCGAUGCGGCGGCGCAGCAAGCCCAGGCCCGCGCGGUCUCGGCCAUAAGGUCGAUGGGCGGGGGGCCGGUGCACGCGCACAUUGGUCCGUACUCUGUCGAAGAGGUGGACGCGGUGUUAGACAGUCUAAAAACGACAUCUGCCGCGGUCCGCGGCUGCUUCGCAGCUGUCCGUUCACCGGUCCCUGAGGGCCGCCGGGUCACGCGUGCCCUCGCAAAUCUUUCCAGGCACUGCGCGCUCACGAGCGCCCUGUGGUCGAUUCGCCAGUGGGCUUUUGAUGUGGCGUCUCAUCUCGCCAUGCUGUUCAAUGCCUACGAGGCGGGGGUGCGUGGUGACGACUGGCUCCUGCUUGAUGACUUCAUGUCGUCUGACGCGCAAUACAUCGCGCUCCGUGGCCAUGCGUCGUCCAUAUUUUCCCUCGGUGGUGGAACAGCCCAGGGGCGUAGAUUCAGUGUUGGCGUUUUCAACGCGCAGCUCAAGUGGCUGGCUGAAGAAGUACAUCGUGUACUACCAGGAAGCUGUGCUGCUUGGGUGGAACCCCACCUCCGUCACCAUUGUUUGGGCAUCAGUGUCUCCGAGCCCUCCUGCGAUGGCGCGCCCGCCCCGCCGGCUGUUGGGGGCGACCUCGAAGCUCUCGCUGUUGAGGUGGCGUCCGCGGCCGCCGCGGAGCAGGCGCCCUACCCGAGGGCUAAGCGUGCGCUUCGUUGCGGGGCCACGCGUGUUGCCACAGAGGCCGACAUGGCCUACCUGCUUGACCGGCUGGGCUCGGGCCCCCUCCCCCCGCUGCAGUUUGUGGAUGACUUGACGCUUGACCAGCUUGCGUUCCAGCAGGCAGCAGCUGCAUCACUGCUAGUGUUCCGCCUGCCGUUCUCGGCGUGGCUGUCUGGGCCGCCUGGCCUCCAGUGGAAUUUGUUGGACUUGGAGCUUGGCCCAGGCUCUUGGCUUCAAUUUCGCUUGUGGGCAGUCGUGCGGAUGUCGGGGCGCUGGCCGCUCCAGUUCCUUUUUCACCAAUCCCGGCCACCGGCGGAACGCCGGGAGCACGUGCACUUCGUCGCCGCCGCAGUGCUACUGGCCGUCACUGGCGCCAAUCACUUUAAGGCAUGGCCCUGA
This is a messenger RNA of Prorocentrum cordatum, 1265 nucleotides long. The record is from the annotation of a GenBank genome assembly. NCBI's taxonomy places the organism in Eukaryota, Dinophyceae, Prorocentrales, Prorocentraceae.